Ruditapes philippinarum (Manila clam) is the source of this 1426-nucleotide messenger RNA. RefSeq lists its product as uncharacterized. The record is from RefSeq and is a predicted model, not a curated record. Lineage: Eukaryota; Metazoa; Mollusca; Bivalvia; Venerida; Veneridae. Bases 197 to 1315 code for a protein of 372 amino acids. The transcript is spliced from 3 exons.
UGAGAUUGCUUUACUAAGAACGCUUUUAUCUGCUGUUAUAUAUUUUUCAUAACCGUAAUUAAUGAAAAAAAUCGUGUUUCUAAAAUUAUUAGCAUUUAGACAUUACCAUUGCAAAACAUGUAAAGGCGCACGUAUUCAUUGUUAAAUUGGAAAGUACCAAAAUGAUUUAUAUGGAUCAUUGUUGGAUACCGCAAUCAUGAUGAGCAAUGCAACAGUGAUGACUGGUAGCACGGAUGACGGUAGAGCCAAGCCGUCAUUUGGCUGGUUAUUUUCAACCAUCACUGCACUCGGAUUACUUCUAUUCCUGGCAGUGUCGUUUGCGUUCUAUCACCGGCGUCUGAUGGUGAGAAGGAAGAAGGAAGCAGAAUAUAACAGAUUUUUCAGAUUUUUGCGACCUGACUUAGACAUGUUUGAUAAGAAGAUUACAAGAGCUAGGUCAAUUCUAACGAACACACAUAGCGUAGAUUCGUCGUUUAUGACUGCCGAUUCAGAAAAUUACAACGAAGGUUUAGGAGAAGAAGACGAUGCUCAGUCUUUCAUAAUUGAUAGCGGAAAUGACAACGAAAAUAAACCGAAGAUAUCUUACGCUGAUUGGGCUGAGAAAAGUCAAGAUGAUACUUUAGAAAAGAACGACCAUGAUAUAUACUGUCAAUCUAUAGUAGCAAGGAAACAGGUAUUACUCGCAGAUGUGCUUGCAGAUGUCAUAUUUAAACAGUCCGACAAAGAAAGAGUAGAUACAAUUGAAAACAUUAAAACUGCUAAGAGAAAAGAUACCGUUGAUUUCGAACAUCACACUGUCCCACAGACAUAUUGGAAUAAUAAACCUAUCCGACAGAAUCAGCAAAAUACUGUUUCUCAAGGACACUCAAUGGUAAAGCAUUGUGCGGACAUAAACAACGACCUUUCCAUGAUGUUGAAAAAGAAACCGUUUUUAAAAACACUGAAACGUAAGAAAAAUAAACGUGGUUUAUUAAGUGAUACUUUUAAGAAAAGCGCAACAUCUCUAGAUGAGGAAAGUAUACAUACAUCUUUGUUCUACAGUGAGCUAAGGAGAUGCAGUGAGCCUUCUCUUUUUCUAUAUAAUGACGAGGCGGCUGAUCCUGAAAACUCUAAAUAUUAUGAUAAUCAGAAUCAUAUAUCAUUAAAUCCAUAUUACACUGACGUCAGUAUGCCAAUGACCAAAGCUAAAACACGACGACAUAAUACUUCCAAAGAUGAAAAUAAAAUUGAUGUUUUGAAAAUUGAUCAUGUAAACAAUGAAAUGUCCUUGCCGUCGGAUGAAGAAAAACAAGUACCAGCUAGCACAUGGAUGUGAGUCUGGACCUGGCGAAAAUAAUGAUGAUAUCAAUCUCUACAUAUAUCAGUGUGUAUGUUCGGAGAAAGAAUAUGCUCACAAACUUACCAUAUAAGUUACACUCAAAAGUGU